Myxocyprinus asiaticus (Chinese sucker) is the source of this 2057-nucleotide messenger RNA. RefSeq names its product patatin-like phospholipase domain-containing protein 2. The transcript has 9 exons. The record is from RefSeq and is a predicted model, not a curated record. Bases 177 to 1631 code for a protein of 484 amino acids. Lineage: Eukaryota; Metazoa; Chordata; Actinopteri; Cypriniformes; Catostomidae. Gene Ontology annotation, molecular function: triacylglycerol lipase activity. Gene Ontology annotation, biological process: positive regulation of triglyceride catabolic process; triglyceride catabolic process; lipid homeostasis. Gene Ontology annotation, cellular component: cytoplasm; lipid droplet; membrane.
UCAGACGUAAUAAUUAAAGACCGAAACUCACAACAACAGCACAUUUCCUUCUGCACUCUGAGACCUUAAUCAAACACGGUUACAAACACGGACGUGAGGACCAGUAGAAGACAUGACAUUAGUACAAACCGAUUUAUUAUAACGUCCUGAUAUUUAAGCACCUGUACUUGACAGUAAUGUUUGAUUUAAAUGGCGGGUGGAAUCUCUCGUUCGCUGGAUGCGGAUUUUUGGGGAUUUAUCACAUCGGCGUUGCGAGCUGUCUUCUGGAGAAAGCACCUUAUCUGGUCCGUGGGGCCACUAAGAUCUACGGAGCCUCCGCAGGGGCCCUCACUGCCUCUGUGCUCACUACUGAGGCAUGUUUAGAGAAAUGUUGUGAGGAUGUCAUUGAAGUUGCCAAAGAGGCUCGAAAGCGUAAUCUGGGCCCUUUGCACCCAACGUUCAACCUGGUCAAGGUGUUACGUGGAGGCCUGUAUCGUGACCUCCCUUCCAAUGCACACACACUAGCGUCAGGCCGACUGUGUGUAUCCCUCACACGAGUCAUGGAUGGACAGAAUGUUCUGGUCUCAGACUUUAGCUCCAAAGAUGAGCUCAUCCAAGCACUUGUUUGUAGCUGUUUCAUUCCUGUAUAUUGUGGUUUGAUCCCUCCUGCCUUCUGUGGUGUGCGUUAUGUAGAUGGUGGUAUCAGUGACAAUCUGCCUCAGUCAGAGCUGAAGAACACCAUCACCAUUUCUCCAUUCUCAGGAGAGAGUGACAUCUGUCCUAAAGACAAUUCCACCAGCUUCCACGAGCUGCGUUUCACCAACACCAGCAUCCAAGUCAACCUCGACAACAUGUACAGACUAAGCAAAGCUCUGUUCCCUCCAGAGCCAAAAGUGCUGGCAGAGAUGUGUCAGAGUGGGUAUAAAGACGCCCUCCGAUUUCUCCAGGAAAACAAUUUGCUACAGGUGGCUUGUCCGACAGCAGACAUGACUCUGAUUCAGGACACACCCACCUGCUGCUGCCCCCCAGGCAAUAAAAAUCCAGUUGUCGUGGAAACCACAAAACAGUGGGUGCUGCAGAGACUCCGCCUCUUGAGAAAGCAUCACUGGUGGUUGGAUGAGCAGCUUGUUGACAACCUGCCCAUGCCCAUUAAGAAAGUUUUUUGUGAGGCCUGCAGAGAAAAGCAUGGUCUACUGGCACAGGUGACUGGUUUUCUGCCAAUGCGUGUGGCUUCAUACAUGUUGAUGCCUUACACGCUACCAGUGGAAUCAGUUUACUCAGCAGCACAUAGGUUUUUGGAGUGGAUUCCAGAAGUCCCUGCAGAUGUGCGCUGGCUUGCUGAGGUUGCAGGAGGUUUUUACAGACUGCCUUGGAAAGGUUUGACAUCAGAGAAAAGCAGUGGCGCCCCCUUGAGAAGAUGUGUGAGCGAACCACCAAUAGUAGAUAUACAGACACCUGUCAUAGAGCAAAACGGACACAUACCUCUUUCUGCCAGCAACCUUGACGGUUACAACUGGACUUUUCCAGACAACCUCCGUGAGGCUCCCUCUGUCGACCCACUGGAUAGAUCAAAUAACACAAGAACCUCCCCCAGAAAGAUGUGCUUUUUCGUUGGCUCACAGGACAAUCAUGAGAGCCAAAUGGACCAGUGAAGGGGCUUCUUGCCUUAAUAAUCUAUAUAGAGGACUGGAAGACAGUUGGACAGUUCUGAAACAUUUGUUGCAAAAUUAGGCAAUAGGAAAUAUGGGUUUGCGUAGUUGUAAGCUCUGGAAUACACAGCUUAGAGUAUAAAUGACAUGUCAAGCACUCCUCUUGUGAUAUGACUCUCCAUAUGUACCUUUCUUCUCCAUUCAGAACCAAAGAUGUAUUUGUCAAUUCUCUGGUAAAACUACUUUGAGUAUGGCUGUAUAUUUGAGCACAUUUGCUUUUGGACUAUUGUAUCAGUCAGUCUGUUUAGCUGACUUGAAUGAAGAAAGGAAAGUUAACUUAUUGCAUCAGGUGCUAAGAGUUCUCUGAGACCUCAACUCUUGAAAUACUAUUAUACGUGCCAUCAAAUCAAAUAAAUCAAAUCAAAUAAA